Molecule: messenger RNA, 1224 nt
Organism: Penicillium angulare
Lineage: Eukaryota; Fungi; Ascomycota; Eurotiomycetes; Eurotiales; Aspergillaceae
Product: acyl-CoA desaturase
Exons: 2
Coding region: 1-1224 (407 amino acids)
Biological process (GO): unsaturated fatty acid biosynthetic process
Cellular component (GO): endoplasmic reticulum membrane
Molecular function (GO): heme binding; stearoyl-CoA 9-desaturase activity; iron ion binding
Source: RefSeq, a predicted model, not a curated record
AUGCUCACCGCUCACCAUAUGUCUACCUUGGGUAAGGUGCUAGGAGACAUACGUGUGCUAGGCGAUCAAAUUGACUGGAUUCGGCUAUGGUUCACUGGCGGAAUACCCAUGGUUGCUAUGGUCAUCGGCAGCCUGUGGGUACCUUUACAGUCUCGAACUGCAAUUUUUGCUUGCGUUUACGGGACGGUCGGUGGGAUUAGUAUCACUGCUGGGUAUCAUCGCCUUUGGGCACACCGGGCCUAUUCCGCGGGGACGUUUCUGAAAAUUGCUCUAGCAAUUACAGGAGCUAGUGCAGGACAGGGCUCGAUUAGGACAUGGUGCAGGGAUCAUCGAGCGCAUCAUCGCUAUACAGAUACCGACAAAGAUCCAUACUCUGCCCAUAAAGGUCUUUUCUAUUCCCAUUACGGAUGGGUCGUGGUUAGACGAAAACCAGAACAAACAGGCCGAGUGGAAAUUCAAGAUCUCUCAAAUGAUUAUAUCAUCAUGUGGCAGCGUGAACACUACCUCAUGCUACUCUUUUUGACGGCAUAUGUAUUCCCGACGGUAUUAUGUGGACUCAUGUUUGAUGACUUCGCUGGAGGAUUCAUAUGGGCUAGUUGCGUCCGACUGUUCGUAAUUCAACAAGGAACCUUCUGUGUCAAUUCUCUCGCUCACUGGGCUGGAGAUCAACCUUUUGCAAAUAAGCUGUCGCCGAGAAACAGCUGGUUUGUUGCGCUUGUCACUUGGGGAGAGGGAUAUCAUAAUUUUCACCAUGAGUUUCCGGUUGAUUACCGGAAUGGAAUUAGAUGGUAUCAAUGGGAUCCGACGAAGUGGUUCAUUUGGCUCUGUGAAAAGGUUAACCUUGCUUCGGACUUGAAACGGUUUCCUGAAAAUGAGAUUCAGAAGGGUCAAUUUCAGCAGAUUGAGCGACGGAUGGAACUUCAGCGAAAAGAGAUUUCUUGGGGGACGCCAAUUGAUCAGCUGCCGGCUUGGAGCUUUGGAGAGUAUAUUGAAUAUGUCAAGAGUGGGCGUUGCUUACUUGUUGUUGAUGAUGUUGUGCAUAAUGUUGAAGAUUUUGUGGGCCAUCAUCCUGGUGGAGAGAAGUAUUUGCUGGAGCAUAUUGGGAAGGAUGCUACGAAGUUGUUUCACGGUGGUGGAAUUCAUGCUCAUUCAAACGCGGCUGAGAAUUUGCUCUCGACGAUGCGACUUGCAAGGAUAGUGGAUUCUGAUCAUCGUCAAAGUUAG